AGGAUAUCACUACAAACAUCAUGGCAUUUCUUGAAUCCAAAAUCCGAUCGGCCUUGGAUGAAAUGGCACCUCAAAUCAGAUCAGCCGUGAGGCAGGCUCUUGACUCUCGAGACCGUGCCCUUUUCCGGUCCACUGCCAGUCCCAUUGAUUACACACAAGUUGGCUACACACCGCCCACGCCGCUUACUGUGAGCAAUGACAUGCCACAGGGCUCGCUUAUACCCGACGAUCCAACCAUGAUGGAAUCCGCAAGCAGAGUCAGAAACACUGCGGUCGCGGUGACUGCCGAUGGAAUCAAAGCCGCGGAGUCUCUCGAGGAUUGGAAGAGACGGAAUCCUCAACAGGCACUCGAAAUCUUGGGCAAGAACAACACCAAACUUCGACAGCCUGAGGUUCGCAUGAUCAUCUGGCCGGCUAAGGACAGACACACCGACUCUCAACUGAGAGCAAUCUGGAAAUAUUACUACAAACGCUGUUGGCGCUUUGUUCCAUAUGCCUUCAAAUCUGACCUCGAUCCAUAUGCAGAGUUCAGAUGGGUCACUUCUCCUACGUCUUUUCGGCGUCGCGCUCGUGACGCAUCCCUACCUAUUGCACAGCAACCAGCCACAACAACUUCUGUCGUCGGCACUGUCAAGCGAAUGGCAUCGACACUAGAUAACCGUGGAUCGGGGCCUGCUAUAGCAAGGCCAAUGAAAGCGGAGCCACCCNCCAACGCUCCCCGUGGACCCAGAAACAGCACUCCUUCUCGAGCAGCUCGUUUCUCUCACCUACACUCAGACACUCCAAAGGAACCGUCUCGAAAUCUAAGAANNCCCCCUGUGCAAUCUGAAGGAGCUCCUCUAGGUCCGCCAUCUCGACCAACAUCGAUGCAGCCACCAAGAUUUACACACUCCCGCACCUCGAGCACCACUCCCGCGUUCGAAUCGAGUUCAUGGCACGUUCCCGACCUGGUUCAUCCAUUACGAAGACCUCUCAUCGACAACACUGGCCCUCUCAAUGCUGCAGCUCGUAAUCAGUCGUUCACUCAGACUCUCGAUCGUUCAGGACGCACACACUUUUCUCAUGAGUCAACGCGAAACAGCGAAACUCCUCCACAACAUGAAGCUGGACAGGUCAGAAUGCCGUACUCGCCAACUCCUGGCCCAUCUUCACGUAGCGCUCGUCCAUACGCCAAGUCUACCGCCAAUUUCAGAUCUCCCACCAGAGGGAGUACCAAGACUCCAGGACCACCCGAAGGCAACAAGGGAAUAGGCUCGGCUGAACUUGGUACGCCACGCUUGCAUUCCACUUACAGAAACUUGCCUUCGACGGUCACACAACUUUCGACAACAGCAGGGAAGCAGCCGGUGGGAUCUGUAUCAUGCUCUGAUCCUGCUCCUUCGCCCGAGGCUGCGUCGCAAGCUCUGGCUACAAACAAAAAGCAAGCAUGCGAGGCAUGCAAUAGGACACACACUGGCCAAUGUUACCAUGUUUGCGGCGAUUGCGGCAAGAGACGUCGAGACACGUGCCAUCGCUGCAAUGUCUGCUCCAAGUGGCAUGUCGGUGGUGGUUGUCGUUACUGCGAGAAGUGCGACUCGAUGCAUUAUGGAGAAUGUCGUAAAUGUUCAAAAUGCAACGCAUGGCAUGCCGGCCGGUGUACUAUCUGCAAAAUGUGUGAGAAGAGACACAGAUAUGGGUUCCUUGCACCCUCAUCGNAACCACCACCAAGCCCACAGCUGUUCACCAACGAUGCUGAAGAACAAGUCAGUUCUUCCACCACGGAGUCACUCCAGCCUAGGAAGAAGUCGACUCCGUUACCAGAAGUUGUGGCGAAACAAGUCAAAACACCCAAGAGAGCCAGAGCAAGAGUUGCAACGACACCAGUUACGCCAGACACAGCAACCAGCACGAGAUCAGCUACGAUGCCCAACAACGAAAAUGAAAUUUGCAAGCAUCGGACCAAGAAUGUGAGAAAUGCACAUGUGGAUGCGGCAGUUGUCACCGUC
This is a messenger RNA of Aureobasidium musti, 1985 nucleotides long. The record is from the annotation of a GenBank genome assembly. NCBI's taxonomy places the organism in Eukaryota, Fungi, Ascomycota, Dothideomycetes, Dothideales, Saccotheciaceae.